GGAGUAGUCUGGUUUUUGAAUAUCGGAUCGGGAUUGAAGAGUUUCCCGGUGGAGGACGACGGAGAUGGUGAAAGAAUCUGUGAGGAAGUGCUCACAUUGUGGACACAAUGGCCACAAUUCGAGAACCUGUAACGGGAAGGCCGGCGGAUGCAUCAAGCUCUUCGGCGUCAAUAUAGCGUCGGAAAAGCAAGAGCUGUCGAUCAAGAAGAGUUUUAGCAUGGGGAAUCUGCAAUCCCUUGCGGAAAAUAAGGCGUCGGUGGAGGAAGACGGUUAUCUCUCCGACGGACAGAUUCACUCUAAGAGAAACAGAGCUGCUCACGAAAGAAAAAAAGGGAAGCCAUGGACUUCGGACGAACAUAAAAUAUUUUUAGCAGGAUUGCAGGCACUGGGAAGAGGGGCUUGGAAGGAGAUCUCAAAGAAUUUUGUGAUUACCAGGUCACCUACCCAAGUUGCGAGCCAUGCCCAGAAGUACUUCCUCAGGCAAGCUCCCAAUGACAAGAAGAAGCGUACGAGGGGUGAGUGCAGCGAUACAGGAUCACGUUUGCGGCACAAAUCAAGCCUAUUUGACAUGCCUCUAAAAGAAUCUAGCCCAACCCCUCAAGAUUUCCCAAUUCCAACUCCAAAAGAUACUGCAAAAUUUUUUUCUCAGGCCUCUUCUUCUUCCUCGUCAGCAUUACAGCCGAGUAAUGCUCCAGGAAUCACAACUCAGAUUGUAAACCGAUUCCCUCAUCUUUGCUUGGAUGAACGCCCACUCAUGACACCAAUGGCAGCCAGUGUUCUUCCGACUUAUCCUGGGAUUCAAUACAUGGUAGCACCUCAAACUGGGAGGAUAAUGAAUUAUGCAAUGUCAGGUUAUCUACAGAUGCCUAGAACCCUUGGAGCAAUAGUUACUUGUGCUCCUGUAAUUCACCCAUCUGGGAUACCUUCUUCACCAGGUUCAGUCGCACUUGCACAUAGCAUGUUGCGAGCCGUUCCCGAAACUUCAUCACCUCAGAAAGACCCUCUGGAACUCAAAAUUGCUCCUCCCCAAGCUUCACAAAAUGCUCAAGCUUCCGGUGCCAUACGUGUGAUUUGAAGAAGGGGUAUACGUCGAGAUGCCUGAUUUCACAAUUUUUGGCGAAGAGAUUUAUCUAGGAGUAGAACUCGGAGAUAAGACAUAUAUAUGGAGAGUAAAAUUAUUUUUUAAAAAUAAUCUCGUAGAUAAAAUAUUUCAAAUCCUCUGUUUGAAAGAAAUUAUAAUUCCCAUGUGUGGGACUUUUUGAUGAAGGAGAUUUUUCUUCUUUGAUCUUAUUAUUCAAGUCUCUGCCAAAGUAUAUCUUUAAAUUGGCAUCGGACUAACCAGACCCUCCUCCCAUGUUCUUCGUUAAUAAACUACUCUUUCGAGA
This is a messenger RNA of Rubroshorea leprosula, 1385 nucleotides long. The record is from the annotation of a GenBank genome assembly. Lineage: Eukaryota; Viridiplantae; Streptophyta; Magnoliopsida; Malvales; Dipterocarpaceae.